Parnassius mnemosyne (clouded apollo) is the source of this 6453-nucleotide messenger RNA. NCBI's taxonomy places the organism in Eukaryota, Metazoa, Arthropoda, Insecta, Lepidoptera, Papilionidae. The record is from the annotation of a GenBank genome assembly.
AAUCAAAAAUGGCUGAAAUACCGACCGAAUAUGAAUUCCCUGUUUGGGGAUUAUUACCGAAAAAAGAGACGGGGGUUGUAUCAUUUUUGAACAAAUAUCCGAACUACGAUGGCAGAGGUACCAUAAUUGCUAUUUUAGAUUCUGGAGUUGACCCUGCAGCCGCAGGGCUUACGGUGACCUCGACAGGGGAGACAAAGGUAAUAGAAAGAUUUGACUGCAGUGGAUGUGGAGAUGUCGAUACUAGUACUGUUACUCGGAAAGUUGUCGACGGAUACAUUACCGGUAUUACUGGCAGAAAGCUUAAGAUACCUGAAACAUGGAAGAACCCGACAGGUGCGUGGCGUACUGGUGUUUUAUACCCAUUCAGUAUUUACCCAACCAAGUUAAAGGAGCGUGUUCAAGAGCAUCGCAAGGAGCACCUUUGGGAUAUUGGCUAUAAACAAGCAUUUGCUGAGGCUAAUGCAAAGCUCAAUGAAUUUGAGACUGAUGUUGCUUCAAAAAACUCCAAUUUAAGUCCUGAUGAGAAAAUUUUGAAAGAAGAGUUAGAGGCAAGAGUAGAAACCUUACAAGCGGCUGAAAAAAAAUUCAAUGAUGUUGGUCCCACAUAUGACUGUGUAUUAUUCCAUGAUGGAGAAGUAUGGAGAGCGUGCAUAGACACAUCAGAGAAUGGUGAUUUGGCCUCAGGGUUGUUGUUAGGCGAGUAUAGCGUCACACACGAGCAUGCGCACCUCACCGCAAUCGAUGAGAUGACUGUCAGCAUUAAUGUGCACGAUGAUGGACAGACUCUGGAAGUGGUCGGAAUGUGCUCCACGCACGGGACGCACGUGGCGGCGAUCGCGGCCGGCUACUUCCCGGAGCAGCCGGAGCGCAACGGCGUGGCGCCGGGCGCGCGCCUGGUGUCGCUGACCAUCGGCGACGGCCGCCUCGGCUCCAUGGAGACGGGCGCCGCGCUCGUGCGCGCCUGCCUGCGCCUCUGCGCGCUGGCGCCCACCGCGCGCCGCGUCGACGUCGUCAACAUGAGCUACGGCGAGCACGCGCACUGGGCCAACGCCGGGCGCGUGGGCGCGGUGAUCGCGGCGGCGGUGAACCGGUACGGCGUGUCGUGGGUGGUGUCGGCCGGCAACCACGGGCCCGCGCUCUGCACCGUGGGCGCGCCGCCCGACAUCGCGCAGCCCGUGCUCAUCGGCGUGGGAGCGUACGUGUCCGCGGAGAUGAUGUCUGCGGCGUACUCCAUGCGGGAGCACGUGCCGCCCGGCGCCUUCAGCUGGAGCUCGCGCGGGCCCUGCGCCGACGGGGCGCCCGGCCUGUCGCUGUGCGCGCCCGGCGGCGCCGUCGCCUCGGUCGCCAGAUUUACUCUUCGGAAUUGUCAACUUAUGAACGGUACUUCGAUGGCUGCGCCACACGUUGCUGGCGCCGUUGCGGCCUUAAUCUCCGGUCUGAAAGAGAAGCAGCUACCUUACUCACCAUAUUCAAUUAAGCGCGCGCUGGAGAACUCAGCCACCUUCCUCAGUCACGUAGAGCCCUGGGCUCAGGGCUGCGGCUUGCUCAACAUGGAGAAGGCUUUUGAGAAUUUGACAACAUACUACAAUCAACCAGAGCGAGACGUCACAUUCAACAUACAAUGUGGACCGUCCAACGCUAAAGGCAUUCUGCUGCGGCCUAAACCGGACGAUCCGCCUAAGGAAAUAGGCGUCACAGUCGAACCACAAUUCCUGCAGGAUUACAAGGAUAAGGAGAACAAGUCGGUCAUUCCCAAGCAGAUCGCGUUCAGCUUGCGGCUGGCGCUGGCGUGCAGCAGCGGCUGGGUGUCAGCGCCCGCGCACCUCGAGCUCAUGCACGCGCCGCGGACACUCGCCCUGCGGAUACACACCGCCGCGCUGCCGCCGGGCCCGCACCACGCCAGUAUCAAUGCGUACGACGUUACGUGCGUGGAGAAGGGCCCUGUAUACCGCUUGUGGAUCACUGUAUUUCAGCCACAGCCACUAGAGAUGUCAGGGCCCGCUUACCCAUUCUUUUCCGAAAAGGAUGUUCUCUUCAAACCCGCCACUAUACGACGACACUUCGUUAUGGUGCCGGCGGAGGCGACGUGGGCAGUGGUGCGGCUGAGCACGAGCGAGCGCGCGCGGUCGGGGCGCUUCCUGCUGCACUGCGUGCAGCUGCUGCCGCAGCGCAGCUGCCGCGCGCACGAGGCGCACCGCAUGCUCUCGCUCGCCGCCGACGCGCCCGCGCUCAUGCCGCUGCAGCUAGUCGGUGGAGUGAUGCUCGAGGUUGUAAUAGCAAAGUACUGGGCGAACAUAGGCGACAUGGUGAUAGACUACACAGUGGAGUUCCACGGACUGAAACCGGACUUCGGCUCGCAGCUUUGGAUGGGUGGCGCUCAAACGCUGGGCAGCGUGCUACUGUCAGCCCUGAGGCUGGAAGAAGUACAGCCCGUCGCACAGCUUAAGCAUAGCGAGCCAGUGUACAGGCCAGCAGAAUCAAAAAUCGUGCCGUUAACCGCUCGGGAUGUGAUACCGCCGGGUAGACAGAUAUAUCAAUUAAUCAACACAUAUAACUUCCACAUAGCGAAGGCGACCGAGGUGUCACCGAUAGUGUCGCUGCUAUGCGACAUGCUGUACGAAUCGGAGUACGAGUCGCAGAUGUGGAUGCUGUACAACAGUUGCAAGCAGCUCAUGGCCGUAGGCGACGCGUAUCCCUCUAAGUACUCGGUGAAGCUGGAGAAGGGCGAGUACGUGUUGCGGUUAAACGUGCGGCAUGACAACCGCGCGCUGCUGGAGCGGCUGCAGGAGCUGCCCGUCGCGCUGCAGCAGCGCCUGCCGCAGCCCAUCGCGCUCGACGUGUACUGCGAGCACGCGCAGGCGUUAACAGGAGGGAAGAAGUUCACGUCAGCGUCGUUGGCUAGCGGCAACCUCUUGCCUCUCUACUUCGCAUCUGUGCCGGCUGAUAAGUUAAGCCGGUCGGGGCUGACGGUGGGGCAGACGCUGUCGGGCACGGUGACGUUCGCGAAGGACGAGCUGGGGCGGCGCGCCGACGUGUACGCGCUGCGCCUGGCGCCCUGCGAGCCGCCGCGCCGCGCGCCCGCGCCGCGCCGCACCGAGGACUACGCCGACGCGCACAGGGACCUCGCCGCCAGCUGGCUGCCCAAGCUAGAAGGAGAUAAAUUGGAGCAAUUGUAUGAAGAAUUGUUAGAGAAGUAUCCGGAAUAUCUCGGCGCUCACGUUGCUUACUUGAACAGCGUGGAUCCACCUACAGAUCCUAAAAAGCUACCUCAUGCCACAGAAGAUCCUGACGUAACGACAGCGUGGUGCGAACAGCUAAUUACAAUCGCUGACAAGGUAAUCAAACAAAUAGACCAGGAUAAAUUGCUGGCGUAUUUGGGUAUGAAGAACGACUUGAGGAGCGACGCCAACAAAAUUAAACAGGAGCAGGAGCGGCUGCGCGGGUGGGCGGUGGAGGCGCUGUGCCGGCGCGGCGCGGCGCUGUGCCGCCUGCACGCGCUCGCGCAGCCCGGCGCCGCGCGCGACCGCCUGGCGCUGGCGCUGCGCGACAACCUGGCCGACCUGCUGCGCCUCGCCGACCUCAGCGACGCCAAGGUGAUGCAUUACGGCGUAUGGCACUGCUUCACGAUGAAGCACUGGGGCCGCGCGAUCAAACUGCUCAACAAGAUCCAGGAGGAGAGACCCUCCAAAGAGGUCGAGGAGAGAUUAGUUGAAGCCUACCGCCAGUUGGGAUGGAACUUCCUGGCGGACUUCACCACUUCAGCCUUGCCCAUCAAGUAUCCGGCCACGUACAGACCUUUCUAAAUAAGAACUACCAUGCUCUUACUUCCAUAUUUAAAUAGUCUAAUAAAAUACCAUUUUUAAGAAAUCAACUCUUCUGACUUUCUUUACAUUGUCGAUUAUAUUUAAAUUGUAAUUUUCGUUUUGUAUAUUUACUUUCAUAGGUUAUUAUUUCUUUUCAAUGAAAUAUGUUAGGGAUACAAUGUUGUGAAAAAAUGUGUUAUUAUUAAGUUACAAUAAGAAUCAGUUAAAAUGCAAUCUUAUUGUACUAUGUUUUAAAGUUCUAUUUUGUUUCACCUCGAAACUAAUAACUGUCGCAGUAAUAGCUGUGAUUACAUUACUCGUAUAUCCAUGGUUUCACUCCCAUGGUAUGAGAGUCCGAAUAAGUUUUUGACGGCUGUUGCUUUCAUGUUACAGAUACUUCUAUAUAACAAAUGUAUGUAACCUCAUUAAACGAAUUUAUUUUUCUCACAUUUAUUGUCAAGUGACGCUGGCCUAGUAUAAUAACACCUGAAAUAUUUUCCAAGUAACAUUACGAAUGAAUCCUUCGUGUCUGUUAAAUAACAUUUUAUGUGAAUUUUAUAUUUGAUGACAUUUAUUACAAAUACAAUCUAUUAGACCUUAUUUUAAUAUACAUUGAAUUGCAAUUCGCUUGUUACGUCUAUUAAGUACAUUUUCUGUGACGAUGUAAACUGUAAAAUUAUAAAUUCCUUUCAAUCAUUUAUUACUUUAAAUUAUGAAAUUUGUACUUAUUUUAAAGUUAAAAUGAUGUCUUUAAAUAGGUAGCAUUUAAUAAAUAAUUGAACAUAGAAACCGUUUAGAGAUUCAAAAAGUCGAUCCCUCGGGCGAAUACAAACAAGAGGACUCAAACACUAUAAUAUACAGGUUGGUCUCGGGUUAUAUACAUUAAAUAACACGUCUAACUUUAUACAGCGUGUUUUUAUUGUACACGAAAAUCAAUUGAGUAUAUAUUUAUUAGUUUAAGCAAUUAAUAUUUAACUAAUUUUUACACAUGAUGCAGAUAAAGAACUUAUCAGCAGAUAAAGUUCACCAAAUUGGGUCUAUAGCAAAGAUCGGGCGGUCUUGAAGGUUUUAAAAUAGGUUUAAAAAUUUUGUUAUUUUUUCAAAUUUAUUUUGUUUUUUUUUUUUUUAAUUUGACUAAGUAAAAAUUUACAAAUUUUGAAAUACAUUAAGAAACUAGUCACGACCGAGUCCUCAUUUAUUCUAUGAUAUUGAUAAGACUUCUCAUUCUGUAUAUGUAUUAAUCUUUAAAUAUAAAAAUUACGUGUCACGUUGUUUGUCCGCGAUGAACUUCCUAAACUAAUGAACUGAUUGCAAUGAAAUUUUGCACACUGUGUGCAUUUUGGUCCAACUUGAGAGAUAGGAUAGUUUUUAUCCCGAUAAAUGAUCCUCAAAAUUUUUUAUUGUGAAUUUAAGGAUUUUUCGUCGUCGGAAAGGGCAGAACACCGUCUGCCUGGCGAUCUAGUUAGUAUAAUAUAGAGAAUUACCGAUCUUUGCAAAUAUAUCUCAUUAUUGAACUUCAACAGUUAGCUGGAAGAUCUGUAAUAAUUACUUUAUGUACUUAGAAUAUUCUUAUCCUUUAACUUUACAACCUAUCAAAAGUCUACUGCUGAACGCGCUGAAAGCGGGUUGACAACCUCAUUUUUCAUUCAGCUGUUAUCAUGAAGACGCCGCUGUCAAACUCCUGGCUCAGUUUACGACUCUCACGACACUGGUGGGAUGAUAUCGGGUAGUAAAUAUUCUUACACCGCCGGUUACCGGUAUUAUCGAUAGAUGCUUAUUAGUAAAUCGCGUAUUUAAAUAUCGGAUUACGGCAAUAUGGUGGUUGUCGGUCCUCUUGUUUGUUAUCUGUCAGAUAUCUGACUUUGUAGCUAGUUCAAUGUUUUAAGUAGACCGGGUGAAGGCAAUUGUACAGAUGAGUAUUUAAGGGUGCGUAUAGAUCAAGUAACAUGUUGUAUAACUUUUGUUUUAUAACACGUCCACAUUAUGUAACAUUGUUUUUCAACAUUGCAACAUAUAACAAUACUGUAUACUUUAGAAUAACAUUGCAAUAUAACAAUGUUAUAUGACAUUGUCGUUUAUCGUUCUGCAGUCCGAGUUAUAUAACAUUUGUGCCACGUUAUAUAACACAUUUCAUAACAUUCAGCCUCCACAUUACUGAAACAUGUUAUAUAACGUUUUAUAACCUGUUAUGUUAUAUAAUGUGUACGAACCGUAACAUUUUCACCGUGUUUAAUAUUAUAUUGUAUUGUGUUUUAAAUAGUUUUUUUAAGAGCAAACAUUACGUUCUUGAACACAAGUUCACUAAUACGUUAAAAAAGGUAAUUUUACAUACUAUACUUUUAAGCUUGCCUGUUACGAAUCCACUUAUGUAUUCGAUUUAUCUGAUCUUGUAUAAUUGUCUUCGCUUAAGGCUGCAGUUUUCGUAUUAUGUAUGGAAGCUGUUCUCGAAGCAGCUUUGUUAAGUACACUCUACUGUUGUUGUUUUAGUGAUCGUAUCUUUUUGCUCUAUGUUAUUUAAAAAAAAAUUGUACAAAAUUUCAAUCUUCAAAACAAUUGUACAAAAUCAUACAUAAGCUUGAGGAUAGUCUUCUAUAAGUGCUUUCACUAAUCUAAGAUAAGAAUUGUCAACGUAAAAUAUUUUCUAUGUAUG